Messenger RNA from Saprolegnia diclina VS20, 2153 nucleotides. Its product is annotated as transketolase. The record is from RefSeq and is a predicted model, not a curated record. The coding region runs from base 19 to 2094 and encodes 691 amino acids. Gene Ontology annotation, biological process: pentose-phosphate shunt. Gene Ontology annotation, cellular component: cytosol. The transcript has a single exon. Gene Ontology annotation, molecular function: transketolase activity. Lineage: Eukaryota; Oomycota; Saprolegniomycetes; Saprolegniales; Saprolegniaceae.
ACCGACCACGACCGCAGGAUGAGCCCGUUGACCGCCGCCGAAGAGACGCUGUGCGUCAACACGGUGCGCAUGCUCGGCGCCGACCAGCCGACGGCCGGCAAGUCGGGCCACCCCGGCGCGCCCAUGGGCUGCGCGCCCAUGGCCCACACGCUCUUUGGCAAGGUCAUGCGGUUCAACCCGAGCAACCCCAAGUGGGCCAACCGCGACCGCUUCGUGCUCUCCAACGGCCAUGCGUGCGCGCUCCAGUACUCGAUGCUGCACCUCACGGGCUACGACGUGCCGAUCGAGAGCCUCAAGUCGUUCCGCCAGUGGGGCUCCAAGUGCCCGGGCCACCCCGAGAACUUUUGCACGCCCGGCGUCGAGGUCUCAACCGGUCCGCUUGGCCAAGGUCUCUCGAACGCGGUCGGUCUCGCGAUCGCCGAGAAGCACUUGGCCGCCGAGUUCAACAAGGACGGCCACAACAUUGUCGACCACUACACGUACGUCAUUUGCGGCGACGGCUGCAUGCAGGAGGGCGUCACGUCCGAGGCGUCGUCGCUCGCGGGCCACCUCGGCCUCGGCAAGCUCAUUGUCUUGUACGACGACAACUUGAUCACGAUCGACGGCCACACGGACAUUUCGUUCACGGAAGAUGUCGCCAAGCGCUACGAAGCGUACAACUGGCACGUGCAGGUGGUCGACGACGGCAACUACGAUUUCGAGGCGCUCCACAAGGCCGUGCUCGCCGCCAAGGCCGUCACGGACAAGCCGUCGCUCAUCAAGAUCCGCACGACGAUCGGUCUCGGCUCCAAGAUUGAAAACACGCACUCGGUGCACGGCGCGCCGCUCAAGGCCGACGACACGGCGUCGAUCAAGGAGAAGUUUGGCCUGAAGAACGAACCGUUCUUCAUUCCGGACGUGGCCCGCGAAUACUAUGACCGCCGCGCGGUCGGCGCGUCGCAGGAGGCCGAGUGGCAGGCGCGCUUGGACGCGUACGCCGCUGCAUACCCGGUGGAAGCCGCCGAGUUUGUCCGCCGCAUGGAGGGCCGUCUUCCGGACGGCUGGAAGGCCAACUUUCCGACGUUCUCGCCCGAAGACAAGGGCCUCGCGACGCGCCAGUUCUCCGAGAAGGCGCUCAACGCCGCCGCCGCGGCCUUGCCCGAGCUCGUCGGCGGCUCGGCCGACCUCACGCCGUCGAACCUGACCAAGCUGACCAUGUCGGGCGACUUCCAGAAGGACACGCCGAUCGGCCGGUACCUGCGCUUUGGCGUCCGCGAGCACGGCAUGGCGGCGAUCUGCAACGGCCUCUUUGCCCACGGCGGCGUGCGUCCGUUCUGCGCGACGUUCUACAACUUUAUCGGGUACGCGCUCGGGGCGGUCCGCGUCUCGGCGCUCUCGCAGUUUGGCGUGCUCUACAUUGCGACCCACGACAGCAUCUUCCUCGGCGAAGACGGCCCGACGCACCAGCCGAUCGAGAUGAACGCGUCGCUGCGGUCGAUGCCCAACAUGUUUCUCUACCGUCCGGCCGACGGCAACGAGGUCUCGGGCGCCUACAUUGACGCGAUCGAGCACCAGACGCAGACGUCGGUGCUGACGUUUACGCGCCAGGGCGUGCCCAACCUCCAUGGCUCGUCGGCCGACAAAGUGGCCCGCGGCGCCUACGUCCUCCAGAACAUCGUCAACGGCAAGCGGGACCUCAAAUACAACGGCAAGCCCGACCUCGUCAUGAUCGCGACCGGCUCGGAAGUCUCGCUUGCGAUCGAGGCGGCGACGCUCCUCCCGGACAAGGUUGUCCGCAUCGUCUCGGCGCCGUGCGUCGACAUCUUUGAAAAGGCGUCGGUCGACUACAAGAAGGAGGUGCUCCUCGAGGGUGUCCCGAUUCUCAGCGUCGAGGCGGCGUCGACGUACGGCUGGGACCGCUUCUCGCACUUGCAGUUUGGUCUCGACCGCUUUGGCGCGUCGGCGACGAUCGAGCAGCUCCGCGAACACUUUGGCUUUAACGCGCCGGCCGUCGCCGCCGAGGCGCAAAACCUCCUCGACUUCUACGCUGGCCGCGCCGUGCCAUCGCUCUUUGACGUACCGGCCCGCCGCGUCGUCAAGGAUGGCCACCAUUAGGCAGUAGGGUACGGCGAGACUUAUGCUUGCUAAUGCUACUCCGUGUUCUCGAUUCGAAA